CAUAAAGUGAGGGGGACAGAAGAUGAGCUUCACCAUGCACAGAAAAGUGUAGCAGGAAACAGAGAAACAUCAAACAGAAACAGCUGCCCGAGGGAAGAGGAAAACAGUGACCUCAUCUCUCCGUACCUUUGCACACACACGUGCCUGAGAUGACUUAGGCAGCCACAAAAAGGGAAACAAACGAAGAACUAAAGGGGUCGCGUCGGUCUUGUUGGGGUUGCACUUGGGAUCAGGGCUGCCAGUCGCAACCUCAGUCAUGUCUGGCCGCACAGUGCCACAUGCCCACCCAGCCACUGCCGAGUACGAAUUUGCCAACCCCAGCCGCCUGGGUGAGCAGCGCUUCGGAGAAGGUCUCCUGCCAGAAGAGAUCCUGACCCCCACCCUCUACCAUGGCUACUAUGUUCGGCCUCGGGCCGCCAGAGCUGGGGAGGGCAGUAGGGCAGGGGCCUCAGAGCUCAGGCUCAGCGAGGGCAAGUUCCAGGCAUUUCUUGAUGUGAGCCACUUUACCCCAGACGAGGUCACCGUGAGGACUGUGGACAACCUGCUGGAGGUGUCGGCCCGGCACCCCCAGCGUCUGGAUCGACACGGCUUCGUGUCCCGAGAGUUCUGUCGCACCUACGUCCUGCCAGCAGAUGUGGACCCCUGGCGGGUCCGAGCUGCCCUCUCCCAUGAUGGCAUCCUUAACUUGGAGGCACCUCGGGGUGGCCGGCAUUUGGACACGGAAGUCAAUGAGGUCUACAUCUCUCUGCUCCCUGCGCCUCCUGACCCGGAGGAAGAAGAAGAAGUAGCCAGAGUUGAGUCCUGACUGCCCGCGGGAGAGCCAGCACCCAGUGAAUCUCCUGUCUACGUCUCACGGGGAUUCCAGAAGUCCACCACCCCAGAGGUAGCAGCAUCCUCAGGGGAAGGGAUAGGUGUAUGGUCCACAGUGUAUGGUUUGUUUCUUUGAUGUGUCAUAGCCUUUGAUUUAGUUCUGGGUGGAGCUGAAUAAACCCAAACCUUGGGGC
Molecule: messenger RNA, 1004 nt
Organism: Microtus oregoni (creeping vole)
Lineage: Eukaryota; Metazoa; Chordata; Mammalia; Rodentia; Cricetidae
Gene: Hspb2
Product: heat shock protein family B (small) member 2
Exons: 4
Coding region: 257-805 (182 amino acids)
Biological process (GO): response to heat; protein refolding
Molecular function (GO): protein folding chaperone; structural constituent of eye lens
Source: RefSeq, a predicted model, not a curated record